Penaeus monodon (black tiger shrimp) is the source of this 420-nucleotide messenger RNA. Its product is annotated as protein PXR1-like. The record is from RefSeq and is a predicted model, not a curated record. The transcript has a single exon. NCBI's taxonomy places the organism in Eukaryota, Metazoa, Arthropoda, Malacostraca, Decapoda, Penaeidae. The coding region runs from base 1 to 420 and encodes 139 amino acids.
AUGUCACUUGUGCGAGGUUUAGAAAAUAUCAGUAGUGAUAGGUUAACGUAUUCUUAUGGCUUCAAUUACGACGUCGAGCGAAAGAAGAAGCCUGACGACGCCAAGCGAAAGAAGAAGCCUGACGACGCCAAGCGAAAGAAGAAGCCUGACGACGCCAAGCAAAAGAAGAAGCCUGACGACGCCAAGCAAAAGAAGAAGCCUGACGACGCCAAGCGAAAGAAGAAGCCUGACGACGCCAAGCGAAAGAAGAAGCCUGACGACGCCAAGCAAAAGAAGCAUGACGACGCCAAACAAAAGAAGAAGCAUGACGACGCCAAGCAGAAGAAGAAGCCUGACGACGCCAAGCAGAAGAAGCCUGACGAUGCUAAGAAAAAGAAGAAACAUGACGGCAGGGAGCAGCGGGACUCCUCCAGGCGCUGA